Molecule: messenger RNA, 2087 nt
Organism: Zophobas morio
Lineage: Eukaryota; Metazoa; Arthropoda; Insecta; Coleoptera; Tenebrionidae
Product: exoglucanase B-like
Exons: 3
Coding region: 64-2022 (652 amino acids)
Biological process (GO): cellulose catabolic process
Molecular function (GO): cellulase activity
Source: RefSeq, a predicted model, not a curated record
UCAGUCUCAUUUUUGAGAUUAACAAGCGACUUCUUAAUUGUUUGUAGGUAGAGUAAAACCGAAAUGAAGCUGCUGCUACCGCUGGUAGUGCUGGGCUGUGCGACCGGCAUUCUAGCCGGCGUCUACACCGACAGAUUCUUACAACAGUACGAGAAGAUCCACAACUCGGCCAAUGGGUACUUCUCCCAGGACGGCAUUCCUUACCACUCGGUGGAAACGUUGAUGUGCGAAGCUCCUGACCACGGUCAUGAGACCACUUCGGAGGCUUACAGUUACUUCAUCUGGUUGGAAGCCAUGCAUGGUGCCAUCACCGGUGACUUCCAGACGUUCAACGACGCCUGGGAUAUCAUGGAGAAGUACAUGAUUCCUACUCACGCGGACCAGCCUACUAACAGUUUCUACAACCCGUCGAGCCCGGCUACCUACGCCGCCGAGAUGGACACCCCCAAUGACUACCCGUCGCCCAUAGAUUCGAGUGUGCCUGUCGGACAGGACCCGAUUUUCCAGGAGCUGACCACCGCUUACGGGACCGAAGACAUCUACGGUAUGCACUGGCUCCAGGACGUCGACAACGUGUACGGCUUCGGUGACGCUCCCGGCGUUUGCGAGGGCGGACCGGGGACUCCGGGACCAUCCUACAUUAACACCUUCCAGAGAGGACCUGAAGAGUCCGUCUGGAGAACCAUUCCUCAACCCACUUGCGAUUCGUUCAAAUAUGGAGGUACCAACGGCUUCUUGGAUCUGUUCACCGGGGAUAGCAACUACGCCAAACAAUGGAAGUACACCAACGCUCCCGACGCCGACGCCCGUGCCAUCCAAGGUGCGUACUGGGCGUCGCAGUGGGCCGCAGCAGCUGGCCAAAGCAGCCAAAUCAGCGCGACUCUGGAGAAGGCCGCCAAACUUGGAGAUUACCUUCGAUAUGCUCUCUUCGACAAAUAUUUCAAGCAAGUCGGCGAAUGCUUCGACCCGCACUCGUGCCCCGGCGGCUCCGGCAAAAACAGCGCCCACUAUCUGCUCUCGUGGUACUACGCCUGGGGUGGAGCUACCGACACCAGCGCCGGAUGGGCUUGGCGUAUCGGAGAUGGGUCCGCUCACUUCGGCUACCAGAAUCCUUUGACAGCGUGGGCUUUGGCUAACGAACCUUCACUGAAACCCAAGGGAGCGACGGCCGUCCAGGACUGGACCCAGUCGCUGGAAAGGCAGCUCGAAUUGUACGCGUACGUCCAGACGGCUGAGGGGGCGUUCGCCGGUGGAGUAACCAACACCUGGAAGGGAAGGUACGAUCAACCUCCGUCCAAUCUCACUUCGAACACCUUCUACGGUAUGGUCUACGACUGGGAACCCGUCUACCAUGACCCGCCAUCCAACAGAUGGUACGGUAUGCAGGGUUGGUCUACCGAUCGUUUGGCCCAGUACUACUACGUGACCGGUGACGUCAAGGCCCAAGCUACUCUCGACAAGUGGGUCGCUUGGCUGCUCCCCAACUUGAAAUUCGACGGCGACGACUACCAACUGCCGGCCAACCUGGAGUGGCAAGGUGUUCCCAACGCUUACAGCGGAGGCGAGGCUCAAGAAAACAGUAAUCUUCACGUGACCAUCACCGACUUCACCAACGAUGUGGGCACCGCCGCCGGCACUGCCCGAACUCUAGCCUACUACGCUGCGAAGACUGGCAACACCGAGGCCAAGGAUGCGGCCAAGAAGCUGUUGGACGGUAUGUGGAACCUCUACCAGACGGACAAGGGUGUCUCCAGCCCGGAGGUCCGCGAAGACUACAACAGAUUCACCGAGCCGGUGUAUGUACCUUCCGGAUGGACUGGUACCUACCCCAACGGAGAUACCAUCCAGUCGGGGAUCACUUUCAUCGACAUCAGAUCGUUCUUGAAAGAAGACCCAGAUUGGCCCAAAGUUGAGGCGUACAUUAACGGAGGUUCCGCUCCCGAGUUCACGUAUCACAGAUUCUGGGCUCAGUCUGACGUUGCUUUGGCACAGGGCGCCUAUGGACUGCUCUUCGAUGAAUAAUUCUUUUUAAAUUUAGACUGAUGUACGAUAGAUACGAAUAAAUGGCUUUGCAUAUAAUAAUUUAA